Trifolium pratense (red clover) is the source of this 1982-nucleotide messenger RNA. Its product is annotated as VAN3-binding protein. The record is from RefSeq and is a predicted model, not a curated record. The transcript has 6 exons. Bases 606 to 1793 code for a protein of 395 amino acids. NCBI's taxonomy places the organism in Eukaryota, Viridiplantae, Streptophyta, Magnoliopsida, Fabales, Fabaceae. Gene Ontology annotation, biological process: phloem or xylem histogenesis; leaf vascular tissue pattern formation; auxin-activated signaling pathway.
GGUCCCUUUAGCAACCCUUAUUUUUAAGUACACGAGGUAGAAAUCAAAGAUAGUGUACUAGUAAGGGAAAGUGUGGGAAACAUAUCCGAAACAGCACCAGCGUCCAGUUGAUUGGAUUGGCUGACACUUACACAUAGUACUUUGUUCAAAUAUAUUUCCAAUCUCCUAAGAUUAGAAUUUAGAACAAUCGAAAAAAGUAGUACUACGUACGAAAACGCGCUAAACCAAACCAACCAAUCAAACAUUGUCAAAACAAAAAGGAUCGCACAUCUCAAUAUUCCUCACCUUACUUUAGUUUUCAGUUCUUCAUCGACAGACAAACAAGAACCCAUACCCUCUUAUCCAGGAUUAUGUUUUCUUAAAUUCACAACCAUACUUUUUUUAAGCCAAAAAACAAGUCAUUUAAUUAUUUAUUUUUUUAAUUAUUAACUUCCACCACAAUUCAAGGAUUCUGGUUCUAAACACAACACUUUCCUCACUGUUUUCUUGUUACUUCACUAUUCUCUUCUGUCUCCUAUAUCUCACACACUAAUCUCAUAACAAAAACACAGGUUAAAAAUCGAGAUCAUAAACUAGAUCAACAUUGGAGAGGUUAGAAGAAAUUGAUGGAACAAAAGAAUGAAAGUGAUGUGUUACAACAUUGGAGAAAUGGAUCAUGGCAAUGGGAAGAGUUUGAUGAUGAUAUGAAAGAAAAUGAUCAACUUAAAUUAAUGUUAUCUUUGCCGGAGAUUCCUGAGCCACCAACACCUCUUGAGCCUAUGGAGUUUUUGUCUAGAUCCUGGAGUCUAUCUGCUUCUGAGAUUUCAAAAGCACUUUCUGAGAAACAUAAACAUACUUUUCUUGAUAAGAUCGCUUCUCAAACAUUGCCAGAAGAUGUUCCUGCACCUCAAUUAACACCAGGAAAGAUUAUACCUUCUACCAACUGUCGAAGAGGUACCAUUGGAAAAUGGUUACAUCAGAAGCAGCACGGGAAUGCAAACAUGUCUGUUAAGAGGAAAGAUCGAGCACGUGUAGAAAAUGCGCGAGUGCAUUCUGCUGUUUCCAUUGCCGGACUAGCCUCCGCGUUGGCUUCUGUGGCUGCUAGUAGUGACAAUCACUCUAAAUUGGAUGUUGCUAUGGCUUCAGCCACACAACUCUUAGCAUCUUACUGUGUUGAAAUGGCAGAGUUAGCAGGUGCUGAUCAUGACCGUGUCGCUUCUACUGUCAAGUCUGCAGUUGAUAUUCAAACACCGGGUGAUCUAAUAACUCUUACUGCCGCAGCUGCGACAGCUUUAAGAGGUGAAGCAGCUUUGAGAGCGAGAUUUCCAAAAGAAGCAAAGAAGAAUGCAUCAAUAAGUCCCUAUGAUAAGGGAAUAGCAGAAACACAAUGUCCUCCUACUUUUGAGGGUCAGAUGUUGGAAAACCUUUUUCCAUGUGUGGGUGAUUUGUUGCAGGUUACUGAAAAAGGUGCGUUACGAUGGAAACAUGUGUCUGUUUACAUCAACAAGAAAUAUCAGGUCAAAAUUAAGAUCAAAAGCAAGCACAUUGGAGGAACUUUCUCCAAAAAGAAUAAAUGUGUGGUUUACGGAGUGUGUAAUGAAGACUCGGCAUGGCCAUAUCAAAAAGAAAGGGAAGCUUCUGAAGAGCUCUAUUUUGGCCUCAAAACUGCACAAGGUCUUCUAGAAUUUAAGUCUGAGAGCAAACUCCAAAAGCAAAAAUGGGUUGAUGGGAUAGAAUUUCUACUUGGUCGAGUUAACUCUGCUGAAGCGACAGAAAAAUCUAUGAAUUUUUUAAAUAUUAGUACCAGCACUUGAUUUGUUUGGAUUUUGUAUAUGCCUCAUUAGAGUAGGAUAUAUAAAUUUUUGCCAGACAAUGAAACUCAUAAGAAUGUUACAUUAUACCUCUUACGACACAAAAUGCAAACACGAAAGUGAAGCAAUAAUGUUCGCUACAGAAGCUGCUUAUGACCAUGUUUGUUAAUACUUAAUAAUGUUACUGCAGUA